UCUUCCAUAUUCCCAUCUUCUUCUCUCUUUCCCUAUUCCUCUCCUGUAUUAUCCUAAUUUCCUUCUCUUUCUAUAUUAUUAGUAUUAUAUUGGUUUAUUAUUGUGCUAUUAUUCUGUGUUAUCCUGUUAUUACUGCUGUUCUUGUAUUGCUUUUUGUCGUUUAAUUACUUCUAUUCCUACUACCCUAUUGCUGUAUUACCAUGCCUUAUAAUACUCGUCGCAAGUCCCUCUCUCUCCCCUCGCUGGGCAUUCAUCUUCCCAGUUCAUCGCGCCGGUCUCCUUCGACUGAAAAUCACCAGCAACUGCCUCCAUCCAAAAAAGUCAAGAGGUCGCACGACUCCCUCUCACUCUCCCCCGAGCCUUCGUCGUCGUCCCAACAAAGCCCCGCUGUGCGCGCCGCCACCUGGGAGCACACGCCACCUCCUUCGCCCAUGGACGAUGGCCUUGCACCGCGGAUCGACACCGAGGGCAUCAACGACGAUAUUGUGGUCGGCGUCAUUCACCAACUCGAGAAGACCGCCAACCGCCCGCAUCUCGUUAAGGAACUCGCCGCUAUUCUCUACACUCUCAACGAUAAUGUCGCAAAUUCCGCCAACCCCGCCGCUCUCCUCUCGUCGCGACUGAGCGCCUACAUGAAGCGUUCCUGGUCCGCCCUGGCGCCUUGUCCUAUCGCCAAGGAGCUUAUUCCUGUUCAUCCUCGAAAGGUCUAUUACUAUCUUACAACCAUGCAGCGCCAGCCAUUGCCCGAGAACUCGGACGAUAUCAUGAUUCCGUCGGGUAUGGUUGGGAAACAGAUGACCCCCAGUGUCACUAGUGUGGAUCAGGAUGAUGAGGACAUUUUUGCGCAUCAACGGUCGCCUAGCCCAGAGGUCGACCUCUCCUCCCCCGACUUCGAUGAUGAACACAUCAAUUUGCACGGUCGUCCCGAUGGUGCCGCCAGAUCCGGCUCCGACUUCCACGCCCAUAUGCGUCUGAUGCACUCUCACCGUGCCGCCUCACCACCGCUCGAGGGUGACGAGAAGGAAUUCACGCAAACUGCCAGUGCCGUUCGCGAGCGGGCCUCCGAGCAAAAGGCAAACCAGGGACAGACCGGUGCGGCGCGUUCCGGUAUCUCGGAAGGUCUCAGCCAGAUGGAUGGCAUGAACGUUUCUACCUCAAACUCGCAUCUCGAUGACUCGCCAUCUUCGUCGUUUAGCGGCGAUCGUGUGUCUGAUGAUUUCGAGUAUGGCGACUAUUUCUCGCAUUCGGGCGCCCUGGAUCAGCAGUCCCCGGCACCCAAGCAACAAAAGGGCCAGGACGAUGAUGCCGCUUGUGCUUUCCUUGGUACCUCGCCUUCUCCAUCUCUCACCUCGGUUGCAUCCUCGCUUUCUUCGAGUGCCCCUUCGGAUGCCGGCUUGGACACCGAGGACUGUCCCCAGAUCGCCCUUCCCGAGGUUGCGCAUGUGUCGCCUCUUAAACGGUCGAUUGACAUGCUCAACAGCGGUCUUCCCGAUGUUGAUAUCAAGAUGUCUGAUCUGGCCGAGUCCGAGGAUAAGGUGGCUAUCAAGGCCAGACCCUCGUCGAUUAUGGACGUUGAUACGGCCUUUGAUUCGUGGAGAGAAUUGCAGAGCCCUGAAACCGUCGAGGUUGAUGAGCUCGAUGAAAUGUUUGGAGAGAUCUAAGCGUUGCAUUUUUUUUUUUUUUUUUUUUUUUUUUU
This is a messenger RNA of Aspergillus glaucus CBS 516.65, 1696 nucleotides long. RefSeq lists its product as uncharacterized. The coding region runs from base 201 to 1661 and encodes 486 amino acids. The record is from RefSeq and is a predicted model, not a curated record. The transcript is spliced from 2 exons. NCBI's taxonomy places the organism in Eukaryota, Fungi, Ascomycota, Eurotiomycetes, Eurotiales, Aspergillaceae.